UAGUGGAGAAGCUUAGUCGAUUGGCGACCAGCCGAUCAGUACUGGUUUUGAUCUAACCUAUGGUACAUCUCGGCUUGAGUACAAACUUGACACGUCAGGCCGACGUAAACCACAAGUGGAAUUAUUGCAUUUCCCAACGAAGUACAAGCUUUCUAUCUAUAUAUAACGAAGGACGUUAAUCGACGAGAAUCAUCAGAGCGAAACAGGAAAAUCCCCGCUCGAUCUGACCUAUAAGAGAAAAGGAGGGAAAGAAGAAAAUUCCUAUAAAACGAGAUUGACAAAGAGUUACAUGUUGAUAUCACAAAUAAACAUGAUGUCUAUCAGCUUAUUAGUCUUUUUCCUCGCUUUAACAGCAAUCGAUGCACAAAAUGAAUGUUCAAAUGGUGAUGCUAAUUGCGUCAACAUUCGCAAAUGUCCGGAGGUCAUAUCUCUCUUGACAAGUUCAAGACCGCUUUCAGCGGAGACAUUGCAGACUCUUAGAAAUUUGCAAUGUGGCUUUGAAGGCAGCGACCCGAAGGUUUGUUGCAGUCAGGCAUCAACAACAACGACAGAGACACCAGAUCCAGAAAACCUUCCAAAUCCACCAGAUGUGACGAACCAUCCGAAUCUACGUCUGUUGGAUCAUACAUUGUGUGGGCCCAUCACUCAGACGAAGGUAUUCGGCGGCAACAAGACUGGAAUUUUCCAGUAUCCAUGGAUGGCGUUAAUCGCAUACGAUACUGGAAGACCAAAUCCGGAAUUCCGUUGUGGCGGCUCGAUCAUCUCCUCGCGCUACGUCCUCACCGCCGCUCAUUGUGUUACUUUCCUCCCAGGGAGUCUACGACUAAUAGGCGUCAGGGUAGGGGAUCACGACUUAAGCAAGGAACGUGACUGCGAUACGAAUAACAAAGGACUUGAGGUCGUGUGUGCCGAGAGAUAUCAGGAUUUCGGUGUGGAAAGCGUCCAGUUCCAUCCGGAAUACACAAGAACAAAGCUGCAAAAUGACAUCGCGCUUAUUAGGUUGAAUAGUACAGUGGAUUUCAGACCUCGGAAUGUCAAACCCGUUUGUCUGCCUCAUGGCACUGCGACAGCACUAAAUCAUAACAGGGCUGUAGUGACCGGUUGGGGCGCGACGGAGUUGGGACCGCGCAGUCAGGAUCUCCUGCAAGCGAAGCUACCACUAGUGGCCAUUGAACAGUGUAAAGAAAUAUAUAAGCGGAUCACAGAGAUCUGGUACAAGCAGCUAUGUGCCGGCGGCCAAUUGAACGUGGACUCCUGUUUGGGUGACAGCGGUGGACCUCUCCAAGCAGCUGGUAUAUACAAUAGUAGAUCAAUACGCAUCGUCCAGUACGGCGUGGUCAGUUACGGAUCGAAGCAGUGCGGUACUGAGGGAUUGCCCGGAGUUUACACCAAUGUCGCCUACUACAUGGACUGGAUUCUCAACACACUGACAGAAUAAAGCGAGACUGAAACAUUGCGGAACGAAGUCUUUCAUAUUGAAUUCUUUUAAUUUCCGUACUCGAAAUGAGGUGACACAAACGCGAUAAUCCCCAUCGUGGUAAGAACGAGAAUUUAGCAAGAAUUAAAUUUGGCGCGUUCGAUAAAUACGUAGAUAAAUAAAAUUGAUUUCAAAAGAUUGGCAAAACGAGUAAAAUUACUACAGCAGAGAAGGAACAUCUUUAAUGCUUGUGGAAACAGGCGGUUUAGGUGUCUAGGAAGGUGAUUCGCAAAAUACCGUUCGUGGAUGUUUUUAAUUAAUAAAAAUAAUUAGUGUUAAUUUUAAAAACUUUUGUUAUCCUUUUAGUAGAAUAAAGUCUUACUGUCGAUACAACUUUAUUCUAUUAGACGGAGUUUUCUCGGGAUUGCGACUUAAAUUAUAUUUUACACUAUUUUGUUGCAUGUGAGAUAAGCGUGUAAUAUCUUCGAGAAGAAAAAAAAACAAAAAAGAGAGAGGAAGAGAGUUUUUUGCUCGCUCUAAUGAAUAUAUGUGCUAAACCGAUGCGUGAUUAUGAUUUAUACGUUAACUUAUCAUGUUUUUACGCUUUAUAAUAUAUUGAUCGAUAUAAUAAAUCAUUUUUCUAUAAAAAA
Messenger RNA from Trachymyrmex cornetzi, 2067 nucleotides. Its product is annotated as serine protease easter. Gene Ontology annotation, molecular function: serine-type endopeptidase activity. Bases 290 to 1438 code for a protein of 382 amino acids. Gene Ontology annotation, biological process: proteolysis. The transcript has 5 exons. The record is from RefSeq and is a predicted model, not a curated record. Lineage: Eukaryota; Metazoa; Arthropoda; Insecta; Hymenoptera; Formicidae.